AUGCACAUCAGGAGCCCAGGUCUCAACGGGUCUCUGAAGAGCGUUGCUGUGGAGGAGCUGAGCAGGCAGGGCUGCAGUGUCACCGUGUCCGACCUGUACGCCAUGCACUUCGAGCCAAGGGCCACAAGGAGGGACAUUGUGGGUUGCUUGCACAGCUCAGAAGAGUUCAAUUAUGGCAUGGAGAUGUGGGAAGCUUACAAGAGAGGAGCUCUGUCCAACGAUCUGAUCGAAGAGCAAAAGAAGGUGCAGGAAGCAGACUUACUGAUUUUUCAGUUCCCCUUGUACUGGUUCAGCAUGCCAGCAAUCAUGAAGGGCUGGGUGGACAGAGUCUUGGUCCAAGGAUUUGCCCACGAGUUUCCAAACUGUUACGAUUCUGGUUUGCUCAAGAACAAAUUAGCCCUCUUUUCUUUCACCACUGGAGGAAGCAAAGAGAUGUAUGCAAAAGGAAGUCUCAACGGUGAUAUUCGCUAUCUCCUGUGGCCCAUGCAGCACGGGAUCAUGCACUUCUGUGGUGUCAAAGUCCUUGCACCUCACAUCUGCUUUGCUCCAGAGCAUGUCUCUGAGGAGAAGAGGAAGGAGAUGCUGAUUGCCUGGGCCCAGCGUCUGAAGACUCUUUGGAAGGAAGAGCCCAUAAACUGCUCUCCUGAGUGGUAUUUUGAGUAA
Messenger RNA from Merops nubicus (carmine bee-eater), 663 nucleotides. Its product is annotated as ribosyldihydronicotinamide dehydrogenase [quinone]-like. The record is from RefSeq and is a predicted model, not a curated record. Gene Ontology annotation, molecular function: NAD(P)H dehydrogenase (quinone) activity. Gene Ontology annotation, cellular component: cytosol. NCBI's taxonomy places the organism in Eukaryota, Metazoa, Chordata, Aves, Coraciiformes, Meropidae.